Paramisgurnus dabryanus is the source of this 1191-nucleotide messenger RNA. RefSeq names its product dolichyl-phosphate mannosyltransferase subunit 3, regulatory (gene dpm3). NCBI's taxonomy places the organism in Eukaryota, Metazoa, Chordata, Actinopteri, Cypriniformes, Cobitidae. The record is from RefSeq and is a predicted model, not a curated record. Gene Ontology annotation, biological process: GPI anchor biosynthetic process. Gene Ontology annotation, cellular component: endoplasmic reticulum membrane; dolichol-phosphate-mannose synthase complex.
UGCUUUUCGACAUCGUGACGUCAUCAGACUGCGCCGUUGUUUCGAUAGUGGUGAGCUGGCUUUGAAACGCAGGUGGAAUCUGUUUUCUUAUUUAACUAACCCGUCGCUGUCCCAUAAUCCUCUGCACCAUGACCAAGCUUCUGGAGUGGGUAUUUGGUGUGUCGCUGAUAGGCAUUGCAUGGGGACUUGUUACUUUUGACCUCCUUAAUUUGCAGCUGCCCCCACAGUAUAAAGAAGCGGCCUGGCCGAUGCCCGUGUAUCUGCUCGUUGUGUUCGGGUGUUACUCGUUGGCGACUGUGGGUUACCGCGUUGCCAUGUUCAAUGACUGCGAGGACGCAGCCAAAGAGCUGCAGGCACAGAUCAAAGAAGCCAAAGAGGACUUGAGAAAGAAAGGACUGAAGAUGUGAAAUUUGUGAAGUUUUUUUUUAGACCACAUGCACUGUUUGAGCUACGACUGAGACAUUCACCUUAAUUUACAAAUGCAAACAUAACCAUGUUUAUCUGAUUGGUUUGUGUCCCUUUUUACACCUUUGAAUGUUUUAUUCUUUAGACCUUGGUCUGUAAUGCACCCCAUGUGUGAAUAAGUUUCUCAAAGCUGUCCACCUUGAUUCAGGUUGUUUUUUAUGUCGAUGUGAUGUAAAUGAUGGUUAAAAGUGUACAUUUCAAGCCCUGAAAUCUGCUCCACACCUGUGAGUGAUCUAUUUCCAGCAUCAAGACAGUGAAAGCCAGACACAUGUAUGUACUGUCAAUAGAGAGCACUGCUAUUUCUGUACAGCUACCACCAUGUGUGUAUUUGGAUUGGCUGGGGAAUGAAUGUGUAUUUUUUGUUGACCCAGUUUUUUUUUAAGCAAGUCAAAAUUCUGAGUCAGACUUGGAAACAGAGCCACAAUGUAAAGUUGCACUUAAAGAGACACACAUCAGUGUCCAUGAUAACGUUGCAAAUAUAUCUGAACAUACCUUUUUAUAUUAGAAAUAACAACCGCUUUGUGUUUUUAAGUAGUGUAAUAGUCAAAUUUAUUUUGUCAACACAUUCCACGCAAUGUAAUUGAUAGCAUUUGUGUACAGAAUGCGACUGUUAUUGCAUUUACCCGUGUUUUGCAUUAGGUCAAUAAUUGGGAUUUUGUCCUUAUACUGGAUGAAUGGAAAACUACAGUCAGUUUUGCCAUUUCUUGAAUAAAAAAUUGAAUCCUG